GUCCCACAACGACUUGCCGGGGGCCCUGGCCGCCUUUCGCGCCAUUCUUCGGAUGGGUCGUCAGCCCAACACCAUUUCUUUCAACUCUCUUUUCUCCGCUCUUAUGAAGGACGCCAAUGCCUGCCUUCCCAGAUGGACCCCCCCUCUUGAGGAAGGGGGGGAGGAGGGGCCGGACAAGACCGGGGAGCGACUGUCCCACGGGCAGGGAUAUCUUUUGGAAGACGAGUAUCCUGCUGUGUCGGCUCUCUCGAGCGAGGGUCGCGGGCUGAUAUCCCUUCUCGAGUCUCUGCAGGAUAGGACCCUUCUGGAAGCCUCCUUGGUUGUGCUUCGGAGCAUGUACCAUGAGGGGAAAAGACCCUCAAGCUCGAAGGAGACCAGAGAGGGUUCCGAGACAGGCAACGAGAAUAUGCUUCAAGGGUAUGAGCUUGGGCAGGGACGCGCAUCCUCCCCCCCCUCCGUGACCGCUUCAGCGCGUCCCAACGCCCGGACCUUCACCAUCCUGAUGGCCGGCAUCAACCGGGCGGACCUGGGGCCUCGAGGGACUGCUCUUUGCAUUGCCCUGUACCACGAAGCCCAAGAAGAUGGUGUGUCCCCGAACGGUAUCAUGUGCCAUGCUUUGCUCCGCUCAUUCGGGCCGGACGCGAAAGGGGCCCUGGGUUUCUUCAAGCGGGAACUCCGGGUCUCUCUGAAGGCACUGGAUGCGGUCGACCGCGUGGAGGAGGCAGCGAGAGGAUUGGAAGACGAGACAGAGGAUGGACGAGAAAUCGACGGGGUUUUUACGUCCGGUGGGAAUCUGUCGCUGGCUUACAUGGCCUUGCUCUACAUCUGUGGGGUCUCCGGGCGUUCCGAUCUGGCCCUGCAGUUGCUCUAUGCUAUGCAGCGGGACGGACUGCCCACUGAUCAAAAUGUUUGGGAGGCUUUUGAGGCGGGCAAAACGGCUCCUGGCGCUGCCGCUACUGCCACGUCGUCCAUGGGCCAGUUGUGGAUGGGCCCCUACGAG
This is a messenger RNA of Nannochloropsis gaditana CCMP526, 1000 nucleotides long. RefSeq lists its product as uncharacterized. The transcript has a single exon. The annotation marks the transcript as partial. The record is from RefSeq and is a predicted model, not a curated record. Gene Ontology annotation, molecular function: protein binding.